AACAGCUAGAUUAUUGAAUUUUAAAAGAUCGUUCUAGUUAUGAGCUGGUCAAUAGUCAUCGCCGGCUCAUCGUCCUCAACCCUUUCCUGAAUAUAAAGACAGAAGGAUUGGAUUCUUGUGCAAGUUUACGAAGAAAACAUGGCCGCAGCGGAAAUGGGUUUCCUAAAAGAGUAUGGAUACGUUGCUCUGGUUCUUGUAGCCUAUUGUUUCCUCAAUUUUUGGAUGGGUGCGCAGGUGGGCAAGGCCCGCAAGAAGUACAAGGUUCCGUAUCCUACUCUUUAUGCUAUAGAAUCUGAAAACAAAGAUGCCAAGCUCUUCAACUGUGUCCAGAGAGGGCACCAGAACUCGCUAGAGAUGAUGCCGAUGUUCUUUGUGUUGAUGGUAUUAGGAGGAUUUAGGCAUCCCUGUCUCUGUGCUUCUCUUGGAGGCCUCUACAUCAUCACUCGUUACUUCUAUUUCACUGGCUAUGCCACUGGAGAUCCUCAGAAACGUCUCAGCAUUGGGAAAUAUGGAUUCUUGGCUUUGUUAGGACUUAUGGGGUGCACUAUCUCAUUUGGCGUUGGUCUUCUUCGAGGAUAAUUUCUUGUUUCUGACAUGACUAUGGGUUGUUUCCUGUAAUCUCUCAUACCUAUCCUUCUUAAAACUGUUUGGCUGCCUGUUGAAUAAGUGCAAAGCCUUUGUUAAAGACAGAUAUUCUCAAUGUAAAAUGUUUUCUUGAGACGCACUUUUGGACAUCGAUAAAAGUAUUAACCUUAGAUGGUUUCUCAA
Manihot esculenta (cassava) is the source of this 768-nucleotide messenger RNA. RefSeq names its product microsomal glutathione S-transferase 3. Gene Ontology annotation, cellular component: nuclear envelope; membrane; endoplasmic reticulum. Gene Ontology annotation, molecular function: glutathione peroxidase activity; glutathione transferase activity. Bases 139 to 579 code for a protein of 146 amino acids. Lineage: Eukaryota; Viridiplantae; Streptophyta; Magnoliopsida; Malpighiales; Euphorbiaceae. The record is from RefSeq and is a predicted model, not a curated record. The transcript is spliced from 3 exons.